AUGAAGAAGUUUGAUACAAAUUGUAGCAGAUCUGUUGAAUUCAAUAUACAUUGUAAGAACAUAGUUAGAAGAUUUUUUAUUAAAGCCUUAGCAAUUUUUACAAAAUGUCACCUCUCGCCCAAAUUAAAGGGAUUCCUAUUUUUUAGUGAAAUUUCUAUCGUUACUGUCUUAUUAUGGAUAUUCCACUACAACAGUUCAGUGGCCACUGUUGAAAUAUGGAGUCCAAAGGAAAAUCACAUCUGUGAGUGGCUAAUUUGGAAGCCCAGUAGAUUGCUAAGUAAAGAAGAAAUAGCAACUAAGGAAAAUCAUGGAUACUCGAGAAAAAACAUUGCCCAUUUGUUAGAGUUGGACGAAGAGAGCAUUGAAGAACAUUAUGAGUCAUUAAUGUGUGAAGGUUUCAACAAGAAUAGCAUUAAAUGGAAAAUAUUUGGGAAGUACACACCUCAAGUGGAAAAAAUUAUGAACAAAAUAAAUAGAACGAUUGAUUUAGAAUUAAUCCAUGCCUUAAAAUCAGAUUCUUAUAAUGAGGGAAAUGAUUUGGCUUCUGUAAAGGAAUCAAAAAUUGAGCGGAUAAAAUCGUUCUUUUGUAACCAUUUCUGCUGUUUUGUUAGUCAUUUUUCUGUUUAUAUUAACAAUAGUUACUUUCAAGAAAAUACAAAAAUGCGCCUACAUUAUGGAAAUGAACAGAAAAUUAAAGAAGAAUUAUCUUGGUUUUAUGGAGUAUUAGGUUGUCACCUCUCUGAAGGCUACCUUCAAAAAAAUUAUAAUCCUUGCAAGUCUUUGCAUUUAAUACAAUAUUUGGAAUACGCUUAA
Plasmodium inui San Antonio 1 is the source of this 813-nucleotide messenger RNA. RefSeq lists its product as hypothetical. The transcript has 3 exons. Bases 1 to 813 code for a protein of 270 amino acids. The record is from RefSeq and is a predicted model, not a curated record. NCBI's taxonomy places the organism in Eukaryota, Apicomplexa, Aconoidasida, Haemosporida, Plasmodiidae.